UUAUACCAAGGCUUCUAUAUAAUGUGGCCAAACAUUAUGAUUCAUGCAAAGAUUUGAUAAAUACAUUGCCAAUUUUACAGCUUUUUGUAACACAUCUCCCGUUGGCAGAUUGCAAAAAUAUUGAUAUUUUUUUCCACUUAAUCUCUUGCCCAGUAUUGUUCCAACUAAACACACAAUCCGCAAUUAUGUCUAAUAAUUAUAUUGGGAACGUCGAGGAUAGACAAAAAUUGAAAAACAGUAUAAGCUCCCUAUACAAUUUCAUUGGAAGUGAUAGAAGAUUGAAGAAUGCAGAUAUUUUAAAAGUUAUUAACGAGUUUUUUGAUUGGAUUUCAAGUGGAUUUAUUAAAAGUUUCAAUAGAAAUCAAAGUGAUCAAAUAGAGUCAUUGCACUUAACAAUUUUGAAAGAACUAAGGAGUUCGGAAGAUACAACUAUUCUUUCUGAGGUCAUUCAAAAUAUUCCAAAAGUCUUACAAGUAUUCACAAGCAAAGAUGCCAUACUUAAUGACAUAUUGAUGCCCCUAUUGACAACAAAAAAUAUCAUAGCUCAACAAUUGAUCUCCAAAAUUAUGCCUCUGAUUUUGUGCACAACAUUUAGUGAUUUUACUAAAAUAAUAACCACGGAAUCGAUCCGAAUAAUUUGUAACAGAUGCAAUAGGAAUUUUGAAAAUGUGGAAAAUGACACGAGUUCUGUGGAAAUAAUAUUUUCGAAAAUUAAAAUUGAUAUUUCAAGUGUUACUAUUGUCUUCCUUAAAACCAUUAUAAAUUAUUUGAUAAGUCAAAAAGAAGAUGUUAAGAUGGCGGCUUUGGAGUCGAUGCCCAGCUUUACACAACAUGUAGCAAAAUUUUACACACCUGAUGUGGCGAAAAUUUGGAUAGAAAGGGCUGGAGAUGAUAGAGUGGAGGUCCGAAGGGGAUUCGCUUCCGUUAUACGCAAAACAAUGUCUAACGGACAGAAUAAUCCAGAUAUAUCCGAAGACAUAAAAAAUCAAGUCCUCGAAGUAAUUUUUACAGUUCUAAUGAGGUUAUCAAAAAAAUCUCUUAAAUAUUCAGAAUGCGAACUCCAAGACACUUUACUGGACACUGUUGAUGAAAUUGCUCAAAUUGAAAAUAAUCAAAUCAAAUUGGAGUGCAUUAAAAUCAUGACUUAUUUCAUAAUGGUACCAACGUCAUUUCACCGCUUUAUUGCUGCCAAUAGAUGCUCCAAUUUGUCAAUAAAGGAUGGAGCUGGGUUGUUGAUGGUUUAUAGACAAAACUCCGAAAUAAUAUGUGAACUUAUAGCUCAUCUUUGCUAUAUAAAUCAAGAUUUAAUCAAAGCUACCUUGCAACAAUCUGUAGACAGGAUUUCGGCAGUAUUAGGCUUUGAUGGCGGUAAAGAAUUUGUAACAAAAGAAGCCAAAAAGCUACUGCCUUAUUUAGUAGCAAAAUCAGUAAAAACUCCAAAAGUUAGUCAACUCAUUGAAGAGAUCGCAAACAUAAUGGGCAUAGAACUAUCUGAAUUGUUAACUAGUAAUUAUGGGCAUGUAUUUUUGUACUUAUAUCUCGGAAAUAAGGAACAAAUUGACACUAACAAAUGCUUAACUUAUAUGGAAACCAAAACGAAUCGGAAAGGACCGAUAUUGAGAAAAAUUAAUAUAAGGGUUAUUCUUAAUCAAUUACUAUUAAAUUUCCACGAAAAACGUGAGAACGUUCUGGAAGCUUUCCAAUUAUUAAUGGAAGAAAAUAAUAAUCAAGCAACAUCGAUCGAGGAUUAUUUGCAACCCUAUUUUUUGCCGUUCCUGUUAUACUUUGAUUUAGAAUUAACUUCUGAUUAUUCAAAAAAAGCAAAUAUUUUACUAAGCCUAGCAGAUGUACUGACAUUCUUAGGCCCCAACAGAAUAACACCUUUGAGAUUUAAAAUUAUUAACAUGUUGCAGACAUCUCAUUACUUGAAAUAUCCUGAAUUAACUUGCCAAGUUUGGGAUGCAUUCAUUCAUAGCUGUGAAAUUGAUUGUUUGGGACCCCAUUUGGCCACAAUAUUCACUUCUUUGCUUCCCCUUAUUGCAACGUGCCCUGGUAAUGUUAACAGAAUAUUCCGAUACCUUAUUGUCGACAAUGAAAAUAGUCUAAAAGAAUAUAUUACGGACCUAUUUUUUGUCAACAAUCCUUAUUUAACAUCUAAUGUACUAGUUGUAAUAAAAAAAUAUCUCAAAGCUACAGAAAAUUUAACAUUCAAAGAAAAAAUUCAAAGAUACUUGAAAUAUUUGAAAUAUGACACUCUGGAAGUCCAGAUUCAGAGUCUAAGACGGCUUAAAAGCUACUUAGAACAGAAUCGGGAAGAAUUGGAUGAAAUGAUCUUGGGAUAUAAUGGCAUUGACACUUCUAUUGUGGAAUUAAUUGAUUAUCUGACAUUGGGUUGCAGAGAAAAGAAUGUAACUUUGAAAUUAGCUUGUGGGGAACUUUUUGGAGAAUUGGGGGCUAUAGAACCAAGCCAUUUACCAAGACGAUAUGCCCAUAAUAAUCAGUCAUUUAUAUUUUUUAUAAAUGAUGAUGCUUUUAUAGAAGGUGCAUUGAAUGAACUAAUCAAAGCAUUUCAAACUGAUAAAAAUGCCAAGAAUACAGAUAGAGUAGCCCUGGCUAUCCAGGAAAUUCUAAAAACCUAUGAGAUUUCCCCAGACAAAGACAGUAAAAGGAAUUUUAUGUGGAACAAAUUUCCCGAGUCCCAUAGAGAAGUUAUGACGCCUUUACUAUCAUCAAAAUACAUUUGUGUGGAAAAUUUUAAUGGCUAUCCCUGUCCAUUGUAUGGUAGUAGUGAUGGAUCUAGUUUUCAAGCAUGGCUACACAAUUGGACGUCAAGUUUGAUAAGUACAUUCCCAGUAGACGAGCAGACCCUCUUGCAAAGCUGUUUUCCAAGUAUGAAAUUAGACAAGCGUGUGCUCAUGCAUUUUUUGCCUUAUAUCUUGCUAAAUACUUUGUUAAAGGAGAAUGAUGAUGAAGGAAAGGGGUAUAUUGAAUUUAAGGCAGUUCUAAAUAGUUUUCAUGCAAAGAGAAGUGUUGAUGACAACAUUCUAAAUAUGAGUCCGUUACUGAAAUCAGGGAAAUCGCCCACAGCAAGUGAAGUCACUCCCAAAGAGGAUAAGCAAAUCGAAUGCACCAAAGUAGUUUUUAUUUUACUCGAUUUCCUGGACAGGUGGCUGAGAGAAUGGCAAUGGCUUAAGGGCACUAGUGCAGGCACUGAUAUAAACUACAAGGCGAUUCAAAGAUUCUUAGCAAAAUUUUGUAAAUUAGAAUUGGCAAAGUGUAAUUACAAGUGUGGGGAAUAUCCCAGAGCCCUUAUGUAUCUGGAAUACUAUAUCACAGAAAAUCCUGACCAAAUUUCAGCCAAUUUACAAUUCUUAGGAGAGAUUUAUGCUCAAUUGGAUGAACCAGAUGGAGUAUUGGGCUUAGAACCGCUACAACAAGGUGAACCUUCUUUAGAACAAACCCUUUUAUCUUUGGAAGUAUCAGGGAAAUUGAACGAUGCCGCUGCCAUUUAUGAACAUAUGCCUAAACCUUUAAAGCUACAACACAUAAAGGGCCUACUUCACUGUUACCUCGGUUUGGAUAAAAUAAAUUCUGCACUAUAUUGUGCAGAAGGUGCACUGAAAUUGCAACCGGAAAUGGAAAAUAUGUUUUUGGAAAUGCAGGCUGAAGCUUUAUGGAGAUUGGGCAGCUAUGAUGAAUUGGAAAAUUUGCUAAAAAAACUCGAUAUAGACCAAAAUAGGGACUGGGGAAUUCAAGUUGGCAAAACUUUGGUGUGUAUUCAGAAAGGGGAAAGAGACGAAUUCAAAAAAGUUCUACAGUCAAUCAAAAGACAACUGGUUGAUGGUUUUGGAGCUGCUACAUUAGAAGAAGGCGCUUACCAGCACGGUUACAGCUACAUAGCCCACUUACAUUGCCUCAAUGAGCUAGAACAGCUAGAAAAGUCACUUUUCGACCUUCUUAUAAAACCGAAUGACCAAAAAUAUGCAGAAUCAGUUAUUGAUAAGUUAGCCAACGAAUGGCGAUUGCGAAUUAAAGUGGUUCAAGAAAGUGUCAGAGUUGUGGAACCUCUUUUAUGCGUGAGAAGAGUAGCUUUGAAUUUAGGUAGGAUCGUCGCUGAAAAGAAGGCUCCUCUGGCAUUACCUUUUUUUAAUAAGUUACUGGGAGAAACAUGGCAGCAGAGUGUAAAGGCUGCCAGAAACGCAGGAGUUCAUCAGCAAGCGUACACUUACGUUUUGGAUGCAGAAAAAUACAAUCCUCCGACACUUUUUAUUGAAAAGGCUAAACUUCACUGGUUGAGGGAAGAACACAAGGAUGCUAUAAUUACAUUAAAACGAGGACUAAAUGCCUUUAUUCCAGAUAAUUUAAAAAAUCCAGAAACUCAAGAAGCGAUUGCAAGGUUGAGCUUGGAACAAAAGAAGCUUUGUGCUGAAGCCAAGCUUUUAAUAGCAACCUAUAAUAAUGAUAUAUGCAGUGUCGAUGUGGAAACUAAUCUCAUGCAAUAUAAAGAGGCAGUUGAAGUUUAUAAAGAAUGGGAGAAAAGUAAUGUUUGCUUGGCGCAAUACCAAGACCGCAUAUUCCAAAACUACUCGGACACAGAAAAAGACACCAAAGGCAGUGAACUUCAACUUCACAUAAUGCAUAACUUUGGAAAAUCCCUAUAUUAUGGCACAACCUUUAUUCACCAGUCCAUGCCUAGAUUAUUGUCAAUAUGGUUCGACUAUAGCACAAGACUACUGGACGUUACGGGUAAUCCAUUAAAAGAAGAACGUCAACUGAUUCUAGUGAAAAUGACCAAGAUUAUUGAUAGUUUUUUGAACAAGUUACCUGCUUUUGUUUUUCUCACAUCAUUUUCACAAAUUAUAUCAAGAAUAGCCCAUCCCCAGAAGGAGGUGUACGGACAGAUAAAGAAUAUCAUUAUUAAAUUGAUGCAACAUUAUCCACAGCAAUGUUUGUGGAUGAUUAGUUCUGUUAUCAAGUCAAGUUAUCCAAUAAGAGCAAAAAGAUGUGCUGACAUUUUGAACGACGUUCGACUUAGGUCUCAAACCAGUUUAGUAAAAGAUUUCACAAGCUUGGCUGAAAAAUUAAUUGAAUUGUGCAACAAAGAAAUACCCACUGAUGUAAACUCUACUACUGUGAGUUUAUUGGUUCGGUCAUUACCAAGGUUGUUAAACAAACAGGACUUUAGCGAAAUAAUGAUGCCCACUCAUAAAUUUAGAAAGCUGAUUUUACCUAAUCCUGAUUUCAAAAAUACCCAACACAAUCCAUUCCCAAAUUACUAUGUACACAUUGUUGGCAUUGAUGAUAAUAUAAGCGUUUUAACAAGUUUGCAACGACCAAGAAAAAUAGGUUUGAGAGGAUCUGACGGAAAAAGCUACACUUUUAUGUUGAAGCCAAAAGAUGACUUGCGCAAAGAUUUUAGAUUAAUGGAAUUCAAUGAUAUAGUUAAUCAUUUAUUACUCAGAGAUGCUGAAGCAAGACAACGUAGAUUAAAUAUUAGACUUUAUUCUGUGGCUCCUUUGAACGAAGAGUGUGGUUUGAUAGAGUGGGUUAAUGAUUUGGUAGGCUUGAGGCCCGUAUUAAUGAAUAUUUAUAGACAGAAAGGAUUGGGAAUGCGACCACGAGAAGUAAAAGAAGUCUGUUGCAAUUUGAGAGAUCCGUUAGCAAAGAAAAAAGAAAUAUUCAAUAAUGUUUUACUGAAACUGCACCCGCCAGUCUUGGGAGAGUGGUUUAGGAAAACAUUUCCUGAUGCACAAACAUGGUUAACAGCGAGGACAGGAUACAUUAGGACUACUGCAGUUAUUUCAAUAACCGGGUAUAUGUUGGGAUUGGGCGACAGACACGGCGAAAAUAUUUUGUUAGAUUCUACAUGCGGUGAUGUUGUACAUGUUGAUUUUAACUGCCUAUUCAACAAAGGAGAAUCAUUUGAAUGGCCUGAACGAGUUCCUUUUAGACUCACUCAGAAUAUGAUCGCAGCAAUGGGUCCUUUAGGGGUGGAAGGCGUUUUCAGAAAGGCUUGUGAAUUCACUUUGAGAGUCCUAAGGACCAAUACGGCUACCCUGAUGUCUAUUGUAACACCUUUUGUUUACGAUCCUUUGGUUUCUUGGCCGAGAAAUAAUCCUUCUGUCGCACAUAAUUCCGAAAGAGUCAAUGAACAGGCCUUUGAAUAUAUAAAGAACAUCGAGUUUAGACUGCAAGGAAAAGUGAAAACAAAAAGUAGGACAAUGUCUCAAUGUCUAUCUAUAGAAGGACAGGUCAAUUAUCUGAUCAAUGAAGCCAAGAGUGUGGACAAUUUAUGUCAGAUGUACAUUGGUUGGGGUCCCUACCUGUGA
Ceutorhynchus assimilis (cabbage seed weevil) is the source of this 6329-nucleotide messenger RNA. NCBI's taxonomy places the organism in Eukaryota, Metazoa, Arthropoda, Insecta, Coleoptera, Curculionidae. The record is from the annotation of a GenBank genome assembly.